AACAAAGUGACGACCAGAGCAGAGCAACGGUCAAUCUUCAAUCUCUCCUGAGCUGUUUUUCUUGCAAGUCUCCAUUUGGGGAGACUUAAAGGAGUAUUAACUCACCAUGCCUCUAAAUGAUGAGAGACCUGGCUCCAUGUCUGCCAGUGGUGAGGACCACUGCAGCGAUGUGGAGUCCUCCUCAGAGCACUGUGACAGUAUCACAUCUGCAAGUGACCUGGACUGCUCCCAGGAGGGCUUUGCAAGCAAUAACUCCAGCAAACAUUGCACACCGUCCUCUAGCCCACCCAAAGCACUCACCUUGGAUGAAGUCAUGGAUUCUGCCAGAGAACUUUCAAACCUGACUCUUGCUCAUGAGAUUAUUGUGAAUCCAAACUUUCACUUUGAACCUUACAGCCCACCACAGGAUAGUUUAUUUAAGUUGGUUAAAGAUAAUCUCCACAAAGCAUUCUGGGAUAUCCUGGAGGCUGAGCUCAAUGAUGAUCCACCUGAGUAUGGACAAGCCAUUAGACUUCUGGAGGAAAUCAGAGAGAUAAUGUUGUCAGUCCUCUACCCUGGUGCCAGUCGUAUGCGGACCCAGAUUAUGGAGGUGCUGGAUAUUGACCUAAUUCGUAAGCAGGUGGAUAAUGAUGUCAUAGACAUACAGGGGAUUACAUCAUACAUUAUUACUACCAUGGGCAAACUAUGUGCACCAUUAAGGGAUGAAGAAAUCAAGAAGCUUCGACAAAACACAGACAACAUAGUGACACUUUUCAGGGAGAUCUUCCGUGUGCUGGACCUUAUGAAAGCUGAUAUGGUAAACUUGGAAUUAAAUGUUAUACGGCCUGUGCUACUCAGACAAGGUGUUGAAUAUGAAAGGGGACGCUUCCAAAACAUUUUGGACAAAAUACCCAAUGCACUAGAUAACACCACCAAGUGGAUCAAAUGUGCACUGGAGGAGUUGCAGUCUGCUGUCAGCUCCACUGAAGUGAAGCAAACAGCUGUGCCUGGGCCUUUCCAGGUCCUAAACACUGCCUUCCUCCAUCUCCUCACAUGGGACUACACCAAGAACACACUACCAGAGACCUUGAUGACAGAUGAGGGACGUCUACAACAGAUUCAGGAGCAUUUACAGCAGUGUCAGGCAGUCAAUGAAGUACUGCUUAUUGUUUACAGUACAAUUGGAGGACCUAUUCAGGACCUGCCCACUCUGUCCGAGCGUCUAAAGAGGAUGACUAACGUUCUACUGGAUGGAAUGCACAGACCUGACUUUAACCUUGAGGAGACGCUACAGGGCAUAAGUGCACAAAUCUGCUGUGAAUUAAACAAGUCUCUAACAGAGAGAGGUUACUCACCAUUGACCCCAACAUUGCAAGCCACUCUUACAGGACAGAUAUGCAGCAUCACCCAGAAGGAUAAUCCCAUCCGCACACUAGUUGAGGAUCGUUUCCAACAGUACUUCAAAAUGCUCAUCUGUGAUGCAAAGCCUCAAGGGAAACUUGAACAAGUACCAGCUGGUCUGACCAUCAUCAAAUAUGACCUAAUGCCAGUGGCAGCUCAGUUCUUGUCUUUGGUUAACUACAAUAAGACUGUCUAUGGACCUUAUUACGCCGAUAUCAUCAGGAGGCUCAUGUUCAACAAUGCUCCAUCUGAAGAAAGGCCAUCUCACAGUGCAGCUCAGGAAACAGCUGUGUCAAAAUAAACUUCUGAUCGCAAUUAAA
Periophthalmus magnuspinnatus is the source of this 1700-nucleotide messenger RNA. RefSeq names its product t-complex 11, testis-specific-like 2 (gene tcp11l2). The transcript is spliced from 10 exons. The coding region runs from base 107 to 1681 and encodes 524 amino acids. Lineage: Eukaryota; Metazoa; Chordata; Actinopteri; Gobiiformes; Gobiidae. The record is from RefSeq and is a predicted model, not a curated record. Gene Ontology annotation, biological process: signal transduction.